Penicillium taxi is the source of this 459-nucleotide messenger RNA. Its product is annotated as Zn(II)2Cys6 transcription factor domain-containing protein. The coding region runs from base 1 to 459 and encodes 152 amino acids. The transcript is spliced from 4 exons. Gene Ontology annotation, cellular component: nucleus. Gene Ontology annotation, biological process: regulation of DNA-templated transcription. Gene Ontology annotation, molecular function: DNA-binding transcription factor activity, RNA polymerase II-specific; zinc ion binding. NCBI's taxonomy places the organism in Eukaryota, Fungi, Ascomycota, Eurotiomycetes, Eurotiales, Aspergillaceae. The record is from RefSeq and is a predicted model, not a curated record.
AUGAGCCCGACGAGUAACAAUUACACUAUCCAUAAAGUUUUUCUCAAAAGAACAAGACAAGCAUGUGGUACAUGCCGUCGGAAGAAGGCUCGUUGUCCUGGCGAAAAGCCGAAUUGUUCGCUGUGUCAACGACUUGGCCAGCAAUGUACAUAUGAGACCCAGCCAACCCCAAAUAGACCUGGUACACAAAAGCCACUCUCAGGUAAUGGCAAUGGUCAUGGUGUAGAGGGAAACUAUUCAGAUCCCGCGAGCAUAAAGCGCCUCCAGCAUAUCGAACAGAGGUUGGAAGAAAUUUCAUCCAUGCUUCGUUCAUCUAUCGGAAACCAAGAAUCCCGUGCAGAUGAAUUAUCCGAGGCUUUGAGAGAAUAUAUGCCUUCUCGUGACGAUGAUGGAAACGAAGAGGUUGGAAUAUCCCCUGAAAUAGCACCUUCGAUAGGGCAUCAAGAUAUGAUGGCAUAG